Messenger RNA from Cimex lectularius (bed bug), 2247 nucleotides. Its product is annotated as leukocyte elastase inhibitor-like. The transcript is spliced from 6 exons. Bases 16 to 1848 code for a protein of 610 amino acids. Gene Ontology annotation, molecular function: serine-type endopeptidase inhibitor activity. NCBI's taxonomy places the organism in Eukaryota, Metazoa, Arthropoda, Insecta, Hemiptera, Cimicidae. The record is from RefSeq and is a predicted model, not a curated record.
CUUUGCGCGUUGAUCAUGGAGUUGAUUCUGAAUCAGAAUUGCGCCGGUGAUGACGGAAAUCCCCACAUGUUCGCGGACCUCGUCCUGGUGGGGAGAUUUAAGGUCAGGAUUCUUUCGAGGCACAGCCAGUUCUUCGCCAAGUUUCUUCCCAUAAUGGACAAGUUGAGAAUAUUCUGGGUGCUCUUCACCAUCGUGACUGUACGUUCAGCCUUCGGCAAGAUAUAUUUCGAGGGGAUGGACUACCCACCGGUAUUGCAGGAGGCGAAGAAACCGGCCCAAGAAACUGCGAACCAGGCCCAUUCAGUUCAGACACGAUACCAAUCUGGACCAGUCGUUCAAACGGCGGGAAAGAACGAUUCUCUACUUCCAAGUGCUAACCGUCCAAUGCCAGCUGUAAACCACCAAAAUCAACCCGGAAGCCAGCCUUUGCCAGCUACAAACCACCAAAAUCCUCCCGGAAGCCAGCCUUUGCCAGCUGUAAACUACCAAAAUCCGCCCGGAAGACAGCCUUUGCCAGCUGUAAACUACCAAAAUCCGCCCGAAAGACAGCCUUUGCCAGCUGUAAACUACCAAAAUCCGCCCGAAAGACAGCCUUUACCGGCUGCAAACCACCAGAAUCCAGCAGCACCCGGCAGCCAACCAUCUCCAGCAAUAACAAAUUUACACCAUUUACUUUCCGGGCCGAACUCAGCCAAUCCUUCCGAACCAGCGCUUAAGGCUUCCAUGCUGAAGUACAUCGGUCGCGGAUUGACCGAGAUGACACUACAAAUGCAGAGGGUCCUCAGCGAAAAGAAGUCCAACGUGUUCUUCGCCCCCGUGAGCAUCGCCUCAGCACUCGCUCUGUUACUUCUUGCUGCGAAAGGUCAAACCGCCAAGCAGAUCGCCAACUGCCUCGGUUUUCCCGUAGGAGAUGACUUAUCUUACAGGGAAGAAGAAACCCAUCAGCUGCUGGGAUUGUUUUUCAACGAGCUGAAGAGUGGUACGAGCAACAUCAGCUCCCAGUUGGCCCUUGCCAACGGAAUCUUCAUCCAGAACGGCCUUCUCAUCAAACCCCAGUUCAGAAACAUUGUUACAGCAGCCUACAAAAGCGAUGUAUACUCGGUCGAUUUCAAAAACAAGAGGACCGACCCCUCAAUCGCAAUUAACUACUGGGUGGCAAAUCGGACUCACGGACGUAUAAAGUCAGUAUUGGGCGAGCCAUUACCGCCAUCGACUGUAGCCGUUCUGAUCAACGCCAUUUAUUUCAAUGGAAACUGGGAGUACCCGUUCUACCACACAAGCAUACGGAAAUUCUACGUGACGCCCAAAGAGGCCAUCCUUAUCCCGAUGAUGCACAACGAGGCCAAGGUCCCGUUCCUGAUGGACAAGGAGGCGGGCUUCAAGAUGAUCGGCUUGCCCUACAAGGGUGAUGAGCAUCUCAUGUAUUCCAUCAUUCCUGACGGUGACCUCGACACUUUCAUCGGAACGCUGACCGCCGACCGAAUCUACGACUUGAUCAACAGAACAGUGGAAGAAAUGACAAUUAUAUUGUUUCCGAAAAUGAAGUUAACGAUGGAAAUCGACCUUCACACGACUCUGGACCGGCUGGGUGUUAAGGACGUUUUCAUUCCUUCUAAGGCGGACCUCAGCUCCCUCGCGAAGGGUGUGUCCGUCAGCAAGGCUGUACACAAAGCUGAAAUCGAUGUAAACGAAAUGGGAACAACCGCAUCCGCAAUCACUCUAGUCUCUAUGAUCAGGGCAAGCGUGCAUCCGACUUUCGUGGUCUCGAAACCCUUCGUCUUCUUCAUCUACCACAAACCCACCCAAGCCAUCACCUUCUGGGGGACGGUCUACAAGCCGACGUUAUAGAGGCGUCAACGCUUCCACUGAGUCUUUAAUCAAAUUAUUGACUCUCGGUUAAAAAACCAAAUAACAAUUCAAAUUUGUAAAUAUUUCAAUUAAUUAUUCUUGUUAAAGUUUUGAUUGAGAUGAAAAAGUUAGUGUCACGAGCGGGAUUCGAACCCACGGCCUUCGACUCAAUACCCGCUGCUCUAACCACUUGAGCCACGUGACUUCUAUCCCCUCGGACACCAACUCCUCAUCUCAACCUAAAAUCUUUCGAAUUUUCUCUCUUUUUGCCAUUUUUGUAAAUAUUAUUGUAUAGAUAUAACGUGAUUCUAGUCCUUUAACUAUGAUAAUGAUAUCUGGUUAUUUAUUUUUAUCUAUUAAUAAUUCAUAAAAAAAAUAAUAAAUUUUUAUUAAAUUUUA